CAGCUGAUGCUGUUUGAGAGUCACUCCAUCUGGAGCUGGAGAAGGAGGCAGUUUAUUAAUAGAUAAGGCUGAUUCUCCGGCAUCUUCGAAACUAACCGGACGCUUCCGCUCCGCCAGAUUGUGCGUAGUAACCCCUUUAACCCGGCGAUGUGUUAAAUCAAUGACGUGGAGAUGAAGAAACAAGUGAUUUUUGGCCUGCUCCUGGCCAGCGUUUCGUUGUGCAUUUCUGGACAAGAAGAGGAGGACUACCAGGAGCCACCAACGAUACUGGUUGCCCUGAUGGUGCGCAACAAGGCCCACACACUGCCCAUGUUCCUAAGUUAUCUGGAGCAGCAGGAUUAUCCUAAAAAAAGGAUUGCCUUCUGGCUGCGCUGUGAUCAUAGUAGCGAUGACAGCAUAGAUCUGCUGCGGAAGUGGCUGAACAACUCUGGAGAUCUCUACCACAGCGUGAGCUACGUUUUUGAGCCGGAUGAACAGAGUUAUGCCAACGAGAGUUCACCGUACGAGUGGCCCGCGUCGCGUUUCAAACACCUGAUAGCCCUGAAAGAGGAGGCCUUUCAGUACGGUCGCGACAUUUGGGCUGACUUUGUGUUUUUCCUGGACGCUGAUGUCUUGCUGACUUCAAAAGACUCACUAAAGGUCCUCACCCGUCUCCAAUUGCCAAUUGUGGCUCCGAUGCUGAUCUCGGAAAGCUUGUACUCCAAUUUCUGGUGCGGCAUGACAGAGGAUUAUUACUACAGGCGCACGGAUGAGUACAAGGAAAUCUACCACGCGCGGAAGCUGGGAAGUUUCCCAGUGCCCAUGGUCCACACGGCUGUUUUGGUGAACAUGAACCAUAAGGCCGUCAGGAAUCUCACUUUCGAUAGGAACAAGUUGGUGGAACUGCAGAGGAGCAGGCAGCAGGUACCGCUCUACGACGGACCAGCUGAUGAUAUUAUAGUGUUUGCCAUCUCGGCCAACAGCUCAGGCCUUCCCCUGCAUAUCUGCAAUGAUAUAACGUUUGGUUAUAUACUGCAACCCCUCGAACCAGGUGAUACCCUGGACCACGAUCUCCAACAGCUGGUGAAUCUCAAAGGCAUCAUGGUUAACGAUGUGGGUGCAGUGCCUCCCCUGCUGGACUACUUUAAACAUUUAGAAAAAAAGCCUGAGAAAAGCAAGCUCUCUCUGGAUCGCAUAUUUAUGAUAAAUCUGAAAAGGCGCCCUGAGAGGCGGGCGAAAAUGGAGGAACUCUUCCAGGAGCUGGGAAUCGAUGCAGAAUACUUCGAGGCUGUUGACGGCAAAGAACUAACUGCAGAGCGGUUGCAGGAGAUGGGCAUUCGUUUCCUGCCCGGCUACGAGGAUCCCUAUCACCACCGCGCCAUGACAAUGGGCGAGAUUGGCUGUUUUCUGAGCCAUUACAGAAUUUGGGUUAAGAUGGUUCGCAAGGGGCUCAAGGAGGUGCUCAUCCUAGAGGACGAUAUACGCUUUGAGCCCUAUUUUAGGCAAAACGCGGUCAGAGUUCUUAAUCAGGCUAGAAGCGUUGUGGAAUACGACCUCAUUUACUUUGGUCGCAAGCGUUUAAAGGAGGAAAGUGAGCCGGGAGUGACGAACGCGGAUAGUCUGGUGCAUGCCGGCUACUCCUACUGGACACUGGGCUAUGUGCUUUCCCUACAGGGAGCCUUGAAGCUGCUGGCAGCCAAGCCGCUGGAGAAACUGAUUCCCGUUGAUGAGUUUCUGCCCUUGAUGUUCAAUCGGCAUCCCAACAAAACCUGGAGCGAAGCCUUCCCUAAGAGGAAUCUAGUCGCCUUCAGUGCCUCACCACUGCUGCUAUAUCCCAUUUACUACACCGGAGAAUCUGGUUACAUUUCUGACACCGAGGACUCGAAGCAAAUCAAUGUGGAUACGAGCGAAGAGGGAGAAGCUCAGCUAAAGAGCGAUAGGGAGCUGGUUUUCGACCAGGAGGUGGAAAGCACCCCCGAUCAGCAACUUAAGCUUGGCGAAAGUUUGUCGAAAAGCCACCAAGAGCUAUGAAGUCCCCCGAUUACAAACAAAUCAUGCCAAAUUUUAUCUAGACUAAUCUUGCCAAAUGUGCCUUCAACCCGAAUCCACCAACUAAAAACAUUAACAACGAAUGUUAAAGUAGAAUUAGGUUUUGUUUAUCAGGCUGAUUAUUUUGUGCAAUUAAUUAUGUUGAUUGUGUUCAAGAAUGUCAAAUCUUCUACAUUAGAAAUAUUGAUUUCUAUGAUUUAUGUUUAAAAUAAUUUGAAGCUGAUUUUAACGAUACAAAAUAAUGACUAAUAGUUUAAAUCAAUCCAAAAGCAAUAUAUCUGCUUAAGGUAAAAUAUAUAUUAGAAUCGUUGCACAAAUUAAUGGCCAAAUCUAACCUUUAGACUACGUUUUGAGCAGCAUGCCAUUGUCUUAGCCAUUAAGUAGGUUUUAAGAACUGAUUAAAACUCGCACUUUAUUCCACUCACAA
Molecule: messenger RNA, 2455 nt
Organism: Drosophila biarmipes
Lineage: Eukaryota; Metazoa; Arthropoda; Insecta; Diptera; Drosophilidae
Product: glycosyltransferase 25 family member
Exons: 2
Coding region: 172-2010 (612 amino acids)
Molecular function (GO): procollagen galactosyltransferase activity
Source: RefSeq, a predicted model, not a curated record